AUGAAAGUUAUUUAUUGGACGAUCUUUCUAAAACUGAUUCUAGUACUUAGCGUUAGAGGAAAACUAGAUUUGGACUUAUUUCAAAACCUAGUUAAUAUUGAUAUUGAAUUUCUUAACAUUUAUAAAAACAAAAUAAAAGAAAAAUUUGUGAAGAAUGCCGAUACACUAGUAUAUGAGCAUAUAAGCAAAAAUAUAAACUUAAAAAAAAAUUAUGUCGAAACAACUAUUAAGGGUAAUUUGAAAAAUAUAGGUGAAAAUGCUACAGAGAAGUUUAUCUUUUUGUUACCCUACCAUGAGGCUUUUCAGUCCACGUGCCUCCGUGUUAAAGACGAAAAGGACAACAAACUGAGUUACGCAAUUGUAAAGAAUACUGAGGAUGUAGACAAGUUAAAAAUAGACAAGUUCAAUUAUGAUUACAAUAUAGAAGAUUUUGAAAUACAAAUAUACGAAAUAACAUUAAGUAAACAAUUAGAAAAAGAGGAGCAAGUGAGUGUGGAAUUCUGGUAUGUGCUAGGUCAACCGUUUUACCCUUUUCCAGUUGAUAUAAAUUUAUUAGAAAGACAGAACGUUAUGUUUUAUUUAUCAUCCCGAAUUUUACUGCCAUAUAAGGUCGAAGAAAGUGAAGAAAUAAAAAUAAAUCUAUGUAAAGGUUGUUCAGUUGUUGAAAUAGACGAUUCAAAUUUUCUCAAAGGAUUUGAAAAGAUAAAUAACAAUACAUAUGUUAGUCAUAAAAAAAAAGAAAAUUUAAAAAGUUUUUCCCUAGGUAAUAAGGUAUUAUUUUAUUUUGUUUUAGAUUAUAAUUUAGGCUAUUUUGAAAAGGUAACAAAGGAUAUAAUGAUAUCACAACUAGGUUUUAUUUAUGAAAAGGAAGAUUAUAUAUUAAAAAAUAAUUCUGCUCGAAUAAAUAAUUUUGAUAGGUAUGUUCUUAGUGAUUAUGAACAUAAAUAUACAUCCAAAGAGAAAAUAAAACAAAACAAGACUAGUAUUAUUUACUCAAUGCAAGCAAAUAUGAAUUAUAAUAUUUAUGAAUAUAAUUAUUUUGACGAUAUAGGCAAAAUUUAUUUAAUAAAAGGGAAAGAAUUUUAUGAUCAAAAAAAAAAAAAGAGUAUUAUUAAAUUUUAUAUAAAACCAAGAUACCCACUUUUGGGUGGUUGGUCAGCAUAUUUUUCCAACUCGUUUUAUCAUUAUUCAAAUUUAUUUAAAAUUAAAAAUAAAAAAAAUUAUUAUGCAUAUAAAAUUGACAUAUCACCAUCUAUUAAAUCCUUUUAUAUUAAAGAACUGAACAUCAGAAUUACUUUACCCCCUUACUCGAAUGACAUUUCUCUAAGUAAUCAUUAUAACAAUUUCAGCAUUCAUACAAGAAAAAAAAAGGCAUGGCUCGAUAUAUUUACUUUUAGAAAUGUAAUUGAACUGCAAAUUAAAAAAUUCUUUCCUACUUUUGAAGAGAAUUAUUAUCAAAACUUUCUUGUAAUUUACGAAUUCAAGUUUUUUAAUAUUUUUUUGAAACCUCUUCUUAUCAUAUUGAUCUCCUUUAUCUUCAUUCUGAUUUUCUACUGCCUGAGAGACCUGUCCCUCAACUUUAACACUGUGAACGAAAAUUUAAUGCAGAAGGAGGAAAAUGAAUACAAAAUUUUCCAGGACAAAUGUAAAGAGUUAUACGAGAAUUUAUCGUAUAUAUCAGACAAUUUAAUUCAGAAUUUGAAUAAUUUAUCCCCACAAGAAAAGAUGAGACUGAAAGAGGAGCUACUAAAAGCAGAGGAGAAAUGGACAUACGAUUUUAUCUAUUUCACUAAAGAGUUUUACAGAAAUUUUGAAAACUCGACAAGGAAAAAACUGCUGCAAAACUACAUCGACAAGUGCUUUAAUUAUCACUCUGUUAUUAAGAAGUAUUUUGAGGCGCAGUUGUCAAACAGUCUGAAUAUUAAUUUAAAUGAGAUUGCCCAAGCCGAAAAGAAACUUCUUCUUUUGUUGAAGUACUAUCCGGAAUUGAAGAUGAAAACUUCCUAA
Molecule: messenger RNA, 2007 nt
Organism: Plasmodium malariae
Lineage: Eukaryota; Apicomplexa; Aconoidasida; Haemosporida; Plasmodiidae
Product: dolichyl-diphosphooligosaccharide--protein glycosyltransferase subunit 1, putative
Exons: 5
Coding region: 1-2007 (668 amino acids)
Cellular component (GO): oligosaccharyltransferase complex; membrane
Source: RefSeq, a predicted model, not a curated record